Molecule: messenger RNA, 4607 nt
Organism: Oenanthe melanoleuca
Lineage: Eukaryota; Metazoa; Chordata; Aves; Passeriformes; Muscicapidae
Gene: LUZP2
Product: leucine zipper protein 2
Exons: 12
Coding region: 259-1293 (344 amino acids)
Source: RefSeq, a predicted model, not a curated record
GCGGGGGGGGGUUGGAACAGCCGCCGGGCGGGCUCCGGGCUGGUGGCGGCGGCUCGCCCUGCUUCGUAAUAUCCCUGCCGGCGCUGAAAUCCCGUCGGGCCUUCCCUUCCUCACGCCGUCUGUCUGUCUACGCUGACGGAGGCAGAGCCUUUCCGCAGCGGGCGGGCAGCUCCCUUGCCGAGGCGAGGUUGGAGGAGACGAGGACAGAGUCGAUGUGAAGAGCAGCGCGAGGAACGGAGCAAACGAAGGGAGGCCAGCAUGAAAUUCAUCGCUGCUUAUUACGUACUGCCUCUCUUUCCUGCUCUGGUCUUUGGUGCUAGACAGGGCUAUGAAGAACUGGAAAGACAGCUAAAAGAAGUCUUUAAGGAAAGGAGCAACAUACUUCAGCAACUCUUAAAGACUUCUAAAGAACUUCAGGGAAUUAAAGUAAACCUCCAGUCUUUAAAAAAUGAUGAAACAUCGACCAAAAAGGAUGUGCAGAAACUUCUGGAACUGGGCCAAAACCAAAGGAAAAUGAAAUCUCUCCAGGAAGCCUUUCAAAAGCAGCUUAAUGAGGCAGCUGAGAAAGCAGAGAAGCAGCAGGCUACCAUUAACUUUUUGAAAACUGAAAUGGAAAGGAAGAGCAAAAUAAUAAGAGACCUCCAAAACGAGAACAAAAGCCUCAAAAACAAGCUCUUGUCAGGAAACAAGCUUUGUGGUAUUCACGCAGAAGAGUCAAAAAAGAUCCAAGCCCAGCUGAAAGAGCUCCGCUAUGGGAAAAAGGAUUUGAUUUUUAAGGCACAACAGCUAACAGAUCUGGAGCAAAAACUAUCAGUUGCGAAAGACAAACUGGAAAAUGCAGCCCUUGACAAAGAGUCACAGCUGAAGGCUCUGAAGGAGACUGUGCAGCUAUGCCUGUCUUCUGUUCUGCGCAAUCAGCCUCCAACAAUUAAUCUAAUCUCUUCAAAACCAGUUACGAAGCUGACUUCCUCAAAUACAAAGGGCUCCAAAGUUCAAUUUCAAGUGACCAGCACCAAGGUCUGGCAAAAUGUCUCAGCAGAGAAAGAGAAUUUUCAUGUGGCCUUGAAAAAGGAAGAAAAUCAAAGCACCCAGGAGUGUGGUUCUCAAGAUGUUGUCAAAAUGUGUUUGGGGAAUCAUAAUGAUUCAACAUCUCAUUUGAAGGCAGCAGAAACAGAGACAAGCUUUCAGAAGUUGCAUAGCCCUCCAUGGACUAAACCUGAAGAUAAAAAAUCACCUGAGAAAAAUGAGAAUAUAUACGAAGAAUCAGUUAGCACACAAGAAAAAAACCUCUAAAAGCUACUAAUCUACAUUGGAAAAUGCCAGUUGCUUCCAUCUGCAUGUUCUGGUAGCACAAAGGCAUGAAAUGUCCCAGGUUUCUAAAGCAUGCAUUUUUCACUAUUUUAUGAAUGUCUGUAAAAUAGUCUAGAACAGACCAAUUAGUACCUUACAGCAAUAAUCCAAAAUGGAUGUUAGAAGAAAUGCUUUGUAAUGCAGUCCAGUUUUUGAACUCUUGUUCUACCUUAUCAGUAAUUGUAUACUGUAUAUUACCUUCUUUGUAAGCAGUCAUUCUCAAGUAUUUUCUCAGUCUGUUUUAUUUCAUGUAAUUUUGAGGCAGAUUAGAUUCUAAGAUUAAGGGGCAGUCAGUGUGUCUGCGGGGGGAAAUAUCUGUGUAAUCACAUUUGAAGUACAAUCCUUAAGUGCAACUGUAAAGGGAUCUGUGCAUGGGGGUCUAUGUAUACUUAUAUUUCAGUAAUUCUAUUUCAAAUCUACUUAUUUACACAAUAAAAUACUUUUAUUUUGUUCUUUUUUUUCCUCACUGCUAUUUUAAGUAGCCCAUUUCUGAACACUGAAAAGCUGACAGAAUUUGAGUUUAAGGAAUAGAGAUAGACAGAAUCAUUACUCUGGUGAUUCAAGCAAAAAAAUUCACCGGUGCUACUGACUUACAAUUUCAUAGUUUGGAUGGCAGACUUGGGAAGGCAGUUUCAUCCCCUAUAUUUGUGCUGAUCUCAACAGGACAAAAUUUACUUUAAAGGGUAAAGCCCUAUUUUGUCCACCACAGCUGGCCUUUGAUCACUUAAUCAGAAAGAAGCAUAUUGAUUGGAGUAUGCUCUGUGAUUCAUGGAUUCUUUCAGUUUCUCCUUAGCCACAUAGUCUAUGACAAGAAAGCAGAAAGAAAGGGAGGAGAAGGAAGAGACAAUGUUUUGUUUGCAUGUAUGUCAUUAUUGUCUAAUUUAAGAAUUCAUAUGCCAUAUCUUGUUGAGAUGCAAAUCUUUCAGGAAGAGUAGGAACAGUAAAUUGCCUGAUGCAAUGCUAUGCAAGAAGUGUUUUAAGCAGUUGUAACUUGUAAACUUCCACCUUUGUCUUGAUGCACACAGCAGCACAUUUUUUGCUAGAUUUAAAGUAGUUAUACUAAUUUACUUUUUCUUGCUUUGUAUCAGUUUAAAAGAAAAUAGACAAAUCUUUCAUUUGCCUUAGUGGUGCUCUGUCUUCAGUUUUAGCAUUUAAGAUUUUACCUCUCCUUCAAAAGUCUCCUUCAAUAUCUGCCUUUUCCUUGCUGGUGUGAAUAAUCUUUUACCCUGAUAUUUGGUAUAUGCUUCUCUACUCAAAGGCAGACAGUUGCAGAAUGGUAAAUUUUUCUGCCUUGACAAAAUACAAUUUUAUAAAGAAAAAGCCUAAUGAGCUGAACAAAUGAUGACAAAGAACAGCUUAAGACUAUCCAUGUUAAGGGUCAAAAGAAGUGUAAUUGUGGCCACAAAAUAAAUCAGAAAAGAGAUUUGGCUUUUGCAUCUGAUCCUAAAUCUUGCCAAAGACAGUCUGCUGUCCUUCACAAUUUUUUGUGAGCAAGAGACUUGUGAUCUUGUCAUAUCUACAGCUGGCAUUAAUUUCUAGUGAUGCCAAAAGCAACAUUUCUUUGCAUAUGACACACCUUAACUGAAAACGUCACUGCAACUGUUUCAGUCACCUGUCAAGAAAGGAUCUCCACUGCACAGUGGUUGAAGCCCUCCAGCAGGACAAAAGCCUGUGAGCACAAUGCUUCCUGUAGUUUUAGAAAGAAGCCUUUGUCAAUAUGACCCCAUUCAUCUGGCAGCCUGUAGUGGAUACCAACCACAAGGUUCCUUUGCUGCCUUGGUCACUGAUUCUUACCUAGAAGCUUUUGUCUUGCUCAUGGCUGUUCUUCAAAGACAGAUCCUCACUGCACUUGAUAUAAGAGGGCAAUCCCUCCACCUCUCCUUCCUCCCUUCUGAACUGUAGCUAUCUGUAUCUAUCUGUAGCUAUCAGUAGUGGUGCACCAGUCAUGGGAUUCAUCCCACCAAGUCCCAGUAAGUUCCAAGUUCCAGUAAGCACAACAAGGUCAUAACUUUUUGUAGCACAGAGGCUUCCAGCUCCUCCUGUUUGUUGCCCAUGCUGCAUGCAUUGAUGAAAAGGCACCUCAGCUUGCCUGUCAGUCAUGUCACCUUCCCAGAGCAAAACCCCUUUUCUCCCUUCAACAUAACUUUGUGGAGUUUUCCCUGUCAGCUUUUAUUACCUUAGGAGUCCCCAGCUUGUCCUCAUAAGACUGCAAGUGCAUUCCAGUAUGGCUCACUUCAAAGUCAUGGGGGUGGGCUAUCAGUUUUACUCCCAAUACUUGCUUGCCCACCCAGGGCACAUCUCUUCCAUCAACAUUUUCAAUCCCUCUCAAUCAGCCCUGCUAACUCAAUGGCUAGAAUCUUAUUCUCUUUUAAAACAGGUGAAGCACAUCUGUCUCCAUCAGGUCUGAUGCAAUAUAAAUCACUCCAUGGUUAAAAAAAAGCAAAUUCUACCAAUGCCACCAGUCUCUAUGCCACACAUUGAUGCCGAUUCUCCUGUUCCUUUUUGCAUUCUUCCUUGCUAGUAAAGGACUUGAGGAAAACACCACCUGUGCUCCUGUUCCUUCAACCAGUUACCCCACAGCUCUGAAGUUCUUGUGAUUGUGCUAGGACUUCUCUUGUCAGCCUUGUCACUGCCAACCUGGACAAGAAACAGUGGGCAAUAAAGAGAAGGCUGAAUCAUUCCAGGGAGUUUCCUGGUAAUACCCCUUAUCUGUGGGAACUUCAAUACAGAGAGCUUUCAGGGCCUUGUGCAUACAGGCUCAGAGAUAGAGAUGGACACAAUGCUUGACCUAAGACCUUGGAGAAGGCUUGGAGAAUUAGAACACUGAAAGUAAAGUACACAUCAAACAAGAAUAUAAGUUUGUAGUUUAAGUAGAAAUAUGUUUUAAGCAGAGGUAUGCAUAAUGUAAGCAAUACAAUAUGUUAAGUGAGUAAAAGAUUUUAAAGUUUAGCAAUAAAACCUUUUUCUAAAGUUAGUUAGAAGCUAAAGAUGUAUCAAUGUAGGUUUGCGAACUAUUGUAUGAUUGGUUAAAAAUGAUGCAUUGUGGCAAAGCCAGAAAAAGCAAAGCAAUUAAUGAUUGGUAUAAAAAGAUGUUACCAAGUUUCAUUGAAGUAUGUGAUUGGCUAAAAAACUAACAUAAGGCAUUGUGACUAAGAAUUAGAUGUAUUCUGAUAUUAUGGCAUUAAAUGUAAUAUCUUUAAUGUCUCACACUUCUAUGAGACUGAUGCCAUGAGGCAAUAAACCAUCUUUUAAAAGUC